CACUCGCAGCGUCUGCACCGAUGGGGUAACAGCUUCCCAGCCAUUGCAAGUGAAGAUUGGAUCUAAAAUUAGCCUCGGGAACAGACUGACCCUCGAAAUCAGCUGCAGCCAUGGUGGCGUAUUGUCCGAUAUGUGGAAAACCUGUCUACUUCGGUGAGAAGAAGCGAUCCCUGGGCCGAGACUACCACCCGCUCUGUCUGAAAUGCCAUCAGUGCAAGAGGCAGCUGACCCCAGGCCAGCACGCAGAGCACGAUGAGAAGCCGUAUUGCUCCUACUGCUACAUGAAGCAGUUUGGACCGAGAGGUAACAGGGGGCCGCUGUUACAUUCCUGUCACAGCACUGCUUCUUCAUAAAGGACAAAAGCACAUCCCUCCCUCCCCCGACAAGCGCCACCCCAGUUCCUGGGUGAACCGCCCGAUGCAGACCCCCCACCAACACUGCACCGUAACGUGGUUAGAGAAGUGUCUUAAAACCAGGGGGAAGCUUGCACUGUGACUCAGGGUAAGAGUGGAGAGCAGCAGAAGUCAAAGCUUCUGCAAGAGUCCUGUUACUGGAAGUGACCUGUCCAUGGCAGCGCUCUAAGGAACAUUUCUAGCCACACCCGAAUUGGAUCUGCCAUGGCUCUGCCCUAAAACACACAGCCCCACUUCUGCAGCUGCAGAAAGCAGAGGAACUGUGCAUUUUCACAGCGAGCGUGCUGACCUCACUGUGAUCCUCAAAGCUUUAUUUUCCUUUUUUUUUUCUAUAAAUGUCAGGAGGGAAAUCAACCCAGUCUUUUCUGAAGUCCUCUUUUUUUUCAUCUCGCACAUUCUCUGGCUUUCAGUCCGAAGUGGCGGAAAGCCCACAGCCUCUCUUCCACAAGCUCCUGACGGCACCGCCUGACGUUGCUCAGAAUGUGAAACUUGGUCAUCGCAUGUACAUUUGCGUAAUCGCUUUCCUGCUGCCUUAGUUGGCGAAGGCAUUUUUCCGUACGAGCCAGUAACUUUUCACGAUGCUUAUUUGUGUCACAUUUGGUACGUUUAUCAGACACAUUCAGUGCAUGUCGGCAAACUGCUUGUCUUGGUCUUCGGCCUCUCCCAGAGACAUCCAAACGCAAUUUUUGCUUAAUGCUCCACAGCUUCGCUUGAUCUGGCUCUAAUCUUGCAUACUCAUUGUUCAUAGCAUCUAGGUAUCUGUGCGAAAUGCUUUUUUUGGUAACUGAGGUCAUAAACAAUGAGUUUUGUCCAACACGCUCCAAAUAUGGUUUUUAUGCUUGUCGAUGACAAUAAGGUUCAUCAAGAAUGGACUUUUGUGAACAGACUUGACAGUUUUUAAAUGAAAACGGUUAACAGAAGUGCAUUUGAACAGCCAUCUUGAAAAAUGAAUAAAUAACUGCAAUUAUAUAUUUGGAAUACAAUGCACAAACCAUAUCAAACACAACGUGUCAAUAGGAAUAAUAAAAUGAUU
Megalops cyprinoides (Indo-Pacific tarpon) is the source of this 1446-nucleotide messenger RNA. RefSeq names its product cysteine-rich protein 2-like. Gene Ontology annotation, biological process: intrinsic apoptotic signaling pathway in response to DNA damage; regulation of gene expression. Bases 111 to 353 code for a protein of 80 amino acids. NCBI's taxonomy places the organism in Eukaryota, Metazoa, Chordata, Actinopteri, Elopiformes, Megalopidae. The transcript has 4 exons. Gene Ontology annotation, molecular function: zinc ion binding. The record is from RefSeq and is a predicted model, not a curated record.